ACUGCGUGCACGUCCCGGUCCCUGCCGCUGUCCUGGCCCUGGAACCUGCUCUGCACCAGCCCUCUGCCUGCUGGGCCAAUGCAGCUGCUGGGGCUCCUCAGCCUCCUCUGGAUGCUCAAGGCCUCCCCAGGGGCCACAGGAACUGUACCUACGGCCACAUCCAUCUCUCAUGUGCCUUUCCCCAGGGCGGAAGCAGUCCGCGCUGUGCUCAGCAAUUCUCCACACUCCAGAGACCUGGCUAGGCGGCCACUUGGUGUCCCCCAGCUCCUCUCUCCUGUUCCUGGCCACAGGGAAAAUGUACCUAUGACACUCGUUACCUCCCCCAAUGACACACUCAUCUUUGAAACACUGCUCACCUCUCCAGUCAAUUCCAACACCUCAACCACCCCGAUGUCCAAGUUUGCUUUCAAGGUUGAAACCACUCCACCCACUGUAUUGGUCUAUUCGGCCACCACUGAGUGCGUGUAUCCAACGAGCUUUACAAUCACCAUCUCCCACCCCACCUCCAUCUGUGUGACCACGAUGCAGGUGGCCUUCACCAGCUCUUACACCCCCACUCCCGUGACACAGAAGCCAGUGACCACUGUCACCAGGAAUUACCCUAUGACCACUACUGAGAAACUAAUGUCAGCCGUGACAUCUUCUUCCUCUACCACCUCUGCAAGGGAAACUCCCAUAGUGACAGUGACACCGUCUUCCUCUGUGUCAGCCACAGACACAACCUUCCACACUAUGGUCUCCUCUACAACUAGAAUCUCAGAAAGGACUCCCCUGCCCACUGGAAGCGUCCAUACGACCAUGAACCCAGCCCCAGUAUUUACUACUCUCAAAACAGCAGUGACUUCCACUUCCCACAUCACUUCUUCAAUCACUUCCACAGAUACAGUGACUUCUGUGACAACGACCACCUCCCGGCCCACAGCCACUAAUACACUGUCAUCACCCACCAGUACCAUUUUAUCCUCCACACCUGUCCUGAGCACAGAAACAAUCACGAGUGGUAUCACAAACACCACUCCUCUAUCUACCUUGGUGACCACACUCCCUACUACCAUCACCAGGUCUACACCUACAUCUGAGCCCACUUACCCUACUUCUCCCACCAGCACAGUGAUAGACUCUACAACCGAAAUCACCUGCUCCACAAGUAUGACAGGUACAUGGUCCAUGGAGACUUCUCUCCCACCCACCUCUUCCUCUCUCCCAACCACAGAAACAGCAACAACUCCUAUGACAAACUUGGUAAUCACCACCCCUGAGAUCACCUCCCACAGUACUCCCACCUUCUCUUCUUCACUCAUCUACUCCACAGUCAGCACAUCCACAACUGCCAUCUCCUCACUUCCCCCUACCUCAGGUACCAUAGUGACUUCCACAACCAUGACCCCAUCUUCUCGGAGUACAGACAUCCCUUCAACAACACCAACAACUAUCACCCACCCUUCUGUGGGCUCUACUGGCUUAUUGACUACAACCACACACCUUCCCUCUAUACCCACUGAUAUCGGUAGCUCAUCAACCCCAACACAUAUCAUUUCAUCUUCUCCCUCCAUCCAAAGUACAGAAACAUCAUCUCUUGUGGGCACAACCUCUCCCACCAUGUCCACUGUGAGAACGACCCUCAGAAGUACUGAGAACACCCCAAUCACUUCCUUUAGCACAACAUAA
Molecule: messenger RNA, 1668 nt
Organism: Piliocolobus tephrosceles (Ugandan red Colobus)
Lineage: Eukaryota; Metazoa; Chordata; Mammalia; Primates; Cercopithecidae
Product: mucin-3A-like
Exons: 4
Coding region: 79-1668 (529 amino acids)
Source: RefSeq, a predicted model, not a curated record